Molecule: messenger RNA, 4476 nt
Organism: Hypanus sabinus (Atlantic stingray)
Lineage: Eukaryota; Metazoa; Chordata; Chondrichthyes; Myliobatiformes; Dasyatidae
Product: carcinoembryonic antigen-related cell adhesion molecule 5-like
Exons: 15
Coding region: 1-2676 (891 amino acids)
Source: RefSeq, a predicted model, not a curated record
AUGGCGAUGCUGCCUUUCGCAGCGUUUGUUCUUUGUUUCUUCAUACCUACUGGUGAGUGUCAAACGUUUUCGAUAAUCGUAAACGACAGCCAAAUCACUGUGACCGCCGGGGAAAAUGCAUUCUUUUCAGUGCGGCCGACCAGCGACAUCAAGAGUGGAAGCUGGUCUUUCAAUGGAAAAGACGUCGGCCAGUGGAUCGGUUCAGCUGUAUCUAUUGAUAAUGCGUAUACAUCGCGGGCUGAGUUAUUCACCUCCAACGGGUCGCUGCAGCUGAAGUCGGUGAUCACGUCGGACAGUGGGAAGUACCGUGUGACCAUGUUUCCAAUCAGCGGUAAACAAACCUCGGCGACCAUCGCUCUGAACGUCAGUGGUCCAGCUGACCCGGCUGGUAGCACUUGGUCAGGGUCCCUUGCUCGGGGUUACGAGCAAUGGCCAACGGCGGACCCAGCAGGAGACUGCUCCAAACGCCAAGUGAAUCCAGACAUGGAGCUGCUGAAACUGCUGCCGGCUGUGACAGAGAUUUACCAUCUUGAGGGAGAGGUCAGGCGCAGCCCCCAACACGUACAGACCAAAGUCACAGCCUUGGACAGCGUUAAGUAUCUCGCAAAGAAGUCUGUUGCCAUCAUGCCCCAAAGGAGUUACGUCUGCUAUGUUUUAACAGAACCUGUUUCAAAGCCCGGUAUCAGAUCCAAUAACACCGACCCAGUAGAACACAAUGACACAGUUAGCUUGACAUGCAGCGCAAGGGGAACGGAUGUUUCGUAUCUGUGGUUUAUGAACAAUAAGACAGUUAGCUCUGGCGGUAGGAUUACUCUGAGCAGCGACAAGAGCAGCUUGACUAUUUCUGGAGUGCUGAGAUCGGACGAGGAAUUCACCUGCUCUGCUUACAAUAUGGUGAAUAUGAACACCAGCGAUCCAUAUCGACUGAACGUUCAAUAUGGACCCGAAAAUUUAACAGUAUACAUCAACCCAGAACUUCCUGUGUAUGAGUCGGGGUCAAAUGCGAAUUUUUCUUGUUUGGCUGUUUCGAACCCCGGCCCUGAAAUUUUGUGGUAUUUUAAUGGCUCAUCUCUUCAGCAUAAUGGACGCCACCUUAUCCUUGUAAACGUAUCCUUGAGUAACACUGGCAUUUACGCUUGUGAGGCGUUUAACAACAUAACCAAACGAUCGAGUUCAACAACACGGAACUUUGUCGUCUUAGAACCUGUUUCCAAUGUCACUGUUACAUCUAAUGCCACCCAAUUGAUCGAGUACAAUGACACCGUGAGCCUAACCUGCUUCGCAAAUGGCACAGAUAUCUCUUACCUGUGGCUUGAAGAAAAUACCCCGAUAACUUCUGGUGGCAGGUUUGAACUGAGUGCCGAUAAUACCAUACUGACUAUUGCUGGAGUGUUACGGACAGAUGGAUGUUUCACCUGUCGCGCAUCCAACUUGAUUAAUAACUUAACAAGCGACCCGUUUUGUCUUGAUGUUAACUACGGACCGGAUCGUCCGAAUAUCGCUACUAACACCACUGCUUACAUUGCUGGAAGCACCAUCACGUUAACAUGCUCUGCAGACUCCCGUCCUGCUGCUAUCCUGAAAUGGCAUUUCAGCGGUGCCUUGCGUCAACCUGGGAAGGAGCUUGUCCUUGACAACAUUUCUGUGAACGAGACAGGGAAUUAUACUUGUCAGGCCUAUAACAAUAUCACAGAAAGGUUUAAUGCCUCAACUCGGAAAAUAACUGUGCUCGAGCUUAUUUCUAACGUCAGUGUAAACAUCAGCAAUUCACAACCUAAGGAAAACGAUACCGUUUUAUUCACUUGUGUUGCAAGUGGCACAAUUCAGAGAAGAACAUGGUUUAAAGAUGACAAACUCAUCCAGAGUGAUAACAGAAUAAGUACAUCUCCAGAUAAUGCGAAUCUGACCAUAACUGGUCUUCUCAGGAAUGACACAGGAAAAUAUAAAUGUAACGUUAGCAAUGAAUUCAGCAGCGACAGUGCAGAAAUCGACCUGCAGGUUAACUAUGGGCCAGACAACAUCACGAUUCAUCCACAGGGUCCAGUUAAGAAAUAUACUGGUGAAUUUCUGACAUUACAGUGUUUUGCCGAUUCGGUUCCCAGUGGUGAAUAUUCAUGGUCUAAUGGGACAAAUAGUGUGAUAACAGGACAGACCUACAACAUCACAUCAGUAGAGAAGUUUGACAGUGGAAAUUAUACUUGUCAGGUUAAUAACACUAUAACCAUGAAAAGCAACAGUCUUACUGUAGAGGUCUCCAUACAGGAUCCACUACCAACAAAAUCACCUCCAGGCGGUUCAAGCGGUUUGUCAGGUGGAGCAAUAGCCGGGAUUGUGAUUGGAGUAAUUGCUGGAGUGGUGCUGGCGUGUGGAUUAGCUUUCUGCAUCAUCAAGACAAAGACAAGCAGGUUAAAUACUGGAAUCGGCAAAAGUGAUCCCAAAGGGACUUCACCAGAAAACAUCCCAUCAUCACAAACAGAGUAUGCGGAAAUUGAAAGGAAAAAACCUAGCCAGCCGAAACCGGCGCCAUCUAGCAAUGGGGCAAAUGCAGCACCUACACAGGCGAAAGGUGAAGAUGUGAUCUACACCAGGCCCAAUAUCAUUAAUCCGGGUACCAAGCCUACCAGCGAAGCUGUGGUUGACAACAAGACAGACUAUGCUGAAGUGAAGUACCGAUGAUUUCCCUCCACUAAUCAGAGAAAACUUUCCCCAAAAUGCACUGAGAACUGCCUAUGUUAUCUGAUUCCCAUGCCACAAGCAUGUAAUGUCUCCUUGAGUUUUACUAAUCCUUCGUCAAGUCCCACCGGGUGCUAGAUGCCUGUAGGGCCAACCAGUCCAGCUCAACAGGGAUCAUCAUGAUGGGAGGGAGGAAUGUGACUGCAGAAAGUAUACAAUGCUGGUCCCAGAUCCCUCGGAUUCAACAUUCCACAAUUCCUGGCCCAACCGGAUCAUGAAACCUCCCACUGAGAUAAUGUAGCCACACCAUGGAAUGUGCAGUCUCACACAUUCCUUCCAAUGAACACACAUCAGCAAGCAGCUGGAUCUCCCCCACCCCCUCCAUUCUUCCACCCUUCACCUCCUUGUGUCUGGUCUCCCCACAACUCCAAUUGCCCCUCUGUGAGUGUCUGGUUUCUCCAGCUGCUUCCAAUGUGCCGAGGAAGAAGUAGAGUCUGUUGCCUCAAUGGUCCUUGUGAACACUUGCCCAAACCCCCUUGAAGCAAUGAGGUGAGUUGCACCGCCUUGCUCAUACUCACCUUGUUCCAGUUUGUGGGAUCUCACUGUGCCUCCAUCUUGCCUCUGUCCUUCCAAGCUUGUGUCAGUGCCUUUUGCCUGUUGAUGUGCUAUCACUACUCCAUGUGGAAAUUCAAUACAUAUAUUUUUUUAUUUGUGUAUGAAGUGGUGGGAGGGGAUUGAUGGGGAGGGAAUGUGAUGAAUGGUGCAUGAUUAAAACUUGAGAAGUUUAUUUUUAUUUACCUGAAUGCACUAACUGUUGGCACUUUGUAUGAAUUUCAUUGGCACUUCCCAUCCUGUCUAGAUGUUCUUGGUAGGCAACUUCACGUGGGCUUUCCCUUGCUCUGUGAGUGAAGCUGGUUCCUAUCCCUCCAAGGGGCUCUCCAGUCCUGAAACUUCCACUAUCAGAGAAAAAUUAUAAAACUGUCCCUCCAGAAAUAUGGGGUUGCUUUGCAAGUGAUUCCAAACUAGGAACGUUUGGUGGGGUUUCACAUGCCCCUGUUGCUGUUCAGCUCCUCGCAAUUCCACUUACCUUGAUGCUUAAGGAGACUCUUCAGUUCACUGUCAGUUCCAUCAGCUCUGCUUUGAGUAAUCCACAAAGCAUAUAUCUCUUCAUACACCAACUCCCUUUUGUGGUCUUUUUGUAGCUUAUUGUCCUACCUGGAGUGUAAGGUACAAUAGUUAACCAAGCAGUACGUGGAAGGAAACUAGACCACGCAGGGAAGUCUGGUGGGGCAUUGGCUAGUGGGUGUUGGGAUGUAUGGGAGUGGAAAUGUGUGAACUUCACACAAAGAAUACUGGAGAAUGGAAUCGAACCCCAGUGUCGACUCAACCUACAUUUAAAACUCCAGCUUGUUGCUAUGUGUAAGCAAGCCCAUUGCUACUUACAAGAGCAAUGAGGUCUAUAAAAUUAGAACAACCUCAUCAGCUUCACAAAUGGAGACUCCAUAGAUUGUUCCUUAUUUGACCAAAGUUACCCUUAAAAAGCAGCUCCAAAAAUAGAUAAUUGUUUUAUUAAAAAUAUAAAUCUGAUGGGGAAGCAGAUGAUUCACACGAGUAUUAUUUAACUGAUACUUAAUUGUUGAAGCAGUGUAAUAAAUCUGGAUUGAUAUAAAUUUAAGGCAAAGUGAAAUAUAAUCUGUUACAAAAUGAUUGCUAUAAAUGUAAUAUAUGUAUAUUUCAACAGACAUCAGCCAGUUAUCAAUCUGCACUGAAUCAUGUUAUUAAAGAGCUUUAAUGUUUCGACAA